Moneuplotes crassus is the source of this 1496-nucleotide messenger RNA. Lineage: Eukaryota; Ciliophora; Spirotrichea; Euplotida; Euplotidae. The record is from the annotation of a GenBank genome assembly.
GUAGAAAAUGCUAUAUAUGAAGACGAGUUACAAGAACAAGUUCGACAUGCUAGCAGCCUCCUCUCCAGAAGGAUUCCUUCCUAAUAUUCAUCACAAGAAGAAUUUUAGCAAGAGAGAUGAGUGCAAGCAGCAAGGGAAGAAUAGAAGUUCCCUUGGAUGAAGAGCAACCCAGGGGAGCUUGAACCAAGGACUGCUGAAAUCGAACGAAAUGCCAAGUUAUGCAAGAAAUACUUCUAAAAAGCUGAAGGAUUUCUCACCGUUUAAGAAGAAAAUAAGGAUGAAUGAAUCCAUCGCUGUAAGAGUAAGGAUGAAAGGUGGGAUGAAUAGGGAUGUUCAUCAUACCUCCUCUUCCUUCAUAAAAUUGGACCCCCAGAAUGAUCAAUCCAAAACUGUCAGGAAAUCAAGGAAGCUUCCGACUCAUAUUUUUGGGAAGUUCAAAUUCCAAUCCAAGCAAGGUAGUAUAGAAGACUACGAGCUUGGAGACCUGAUCGGAAAGGGAGCUUAUGGAGAAGUUUUUCAAGCUGUGCAUAAAGAGACCGGCAAAAACUAUGCCAUUAAGGUUUAUGAUAGAUACCAAAUGACUCAGGCUAACAAGUUAAAGAGCAUCAACAACGAAAUUAAGAUAAUCAGAAGACUUGACCACCCUAACCUGGUGAAACUUUUCUCUGUUCAUGAAACGGUGACUAAUAUAUAUCUUGUCAUGGAACUAGUCACUGGUGUUCCUCUUUCAGAUUACAUAAAACAAAAAUAGGAUCUUAAGGCUAGAGGAGAAAGAAUGUAAGAAGGUUUUCAAGCAAAUUGCUGAAGGCGUCGAUUAUCUCCAUUCCAAAAAUAUCUGUCAUCGUGAUAUCAAACUAGAGAAUAUAGUCAUAAUGGAAACCGGAAAUAUUAAAAUUUUGGACUUCGGAUUUGCAGUUAAGUAUACCCCUAAUAGGAAAUUAAAUACGUUCUGAGGUACUCCUAACUAUAUGGCGCCUGAGCUGAUGAUCAGAAUCCCUUAUGACCCUAAUAAGAUGGAGACAUGGGCCCUAGGAGUCUGUCUAUUUAAAUUACUGACUGGGAAAUUCCCUUUUCAGGGAAAAAGCGAUGAUGAAUUGAGAAGACAACUUAAAGAGAAGAAAGUAAAAUUUCCUAAUCACUUAUCUUCAAAAGCAGUUGAGCUAAUUGAAAGAAUGCUGACUAAAGAUCAACUUUCAAGAGCUUCCACCACUGAGGUGAUCAUUGACAAGUGGUUCAUGGAUGUGUACUACGAAAAACCUAAGAAAAAGAAGAGGAAGAAAGCUAAAUGUGGAGGCAUCAAAAUAGAUACGACAUCAAAAGAUUUCCUUUUACAGAACUCGGUUUCGAAGUUCUCUCUUGAUCAUCAGAUCGUCAAAAAUAUUGCUAAACUAGGCCACAGUGAGGAGACUAUUUUGAACGAUGUAGAAGAUGAGAAUAGCUAUAUUGGGAGGCUUUAUAAGAAGCUUUUUGAGCUGAAAAAGCAACUCCAAAAGUAA